Papaver somniferum (opium poppy) is the source of this 717-nucleotide messenger RNA. Its product is annotated as dnaJ homolog subfamily B member 2. The transcript is spliced from 7 exons. Gene Ontology annotation, molecular function: protein folding chaperone; protein-folding chaperone binding. The record is from RefSeq and is a predicted model, not a curated record. NCBI's taxonomy places the organism in Eukaryota, Viridiplantae, Streptophyta, Magnoliopsida, Ranunculales, Papaveraceae. Gene Ontology annotation, cellular component: nucleus; cytoplasm. The coding region runs from base 68 to 502 and encodes 144 amino acids.
AGAAGAGGAAUAAGAAAGUUUAGAAUCAGAAUUAAAAAAGAAAUCCUGUAGAUUUGACCGGAAAGACAUGCAAGGCGAUGAAGCUAGAGAGUUGCUAGGAUUAUCAUCCACUUCUCAUCCGACCCCAUCUCAGGUCAAAGCAGCCUAUAAAAGAAAAGCAUGGGAAUCUCACCCUGACCGUUUUCCUGCAAAUGAAAAGCUCAGCGCAGAGACUAAGUUUAAAUUGAUUUCGGAAGCGUACUCAUGUCUAAAAUUAGGUAUAGGACAAAGGGGAACAAACUCAGGUAUAGGACAAAGGGGAACAAACUCAGCAGCAUAUGCGCGGGUUGUCAGAACAGGUUCUCCAAACGUUCAUCAAAGAAGCAAAAGUCAAACGUUCUUGGUUAAAGCCCCUUUUUUUCUUCUUAUUAUUGGAACAGUUGCACUUGGGGGUAUGAGUGCUGCAAGGGCUUAUAAACGGCAGGAGAAGGAAACCCCAUCUUACAAUCCUUUCCUUCCAUGAUGGCAUGCUGGAUUUUUUUAUGUUUAUAGCUUGUAUUUGUCUUAAUUAGCUAGGGAUCAUCCGCUUGAAACUCUAUAUGAUGAUGAUCAUGUCAGUAAUGUUCUAAUAGUGUUAUAACUAGGUUAAAAUGUUUGAUGCUUUCCAUCCUAUAUUUCGAUAAAAACUAGCGGGGUAUUUUGCAUUACCUCCCCUCGCAAGAUUGUUAAUUUGCAUUA